AUGGACGAGAACCUCGCAGAUGAAAACCAAAAGUCUGCAGCCAUUACAGUUCUUACUCGCAGAGGAAGCCAGGAAUACAACCUACCAGUGGAUACAGACGAUCUUGCCGAUCGGCUAGGGUGGACCAAUCUCCAUAAGGUAGCUGCUUUGGGAGCGCGAGGUGGCCAGGAAAUAACCGAAUCUCUUCUGCGAGAAUCUGAAUACUCCGAUAUCAACACAAAGGAUGUUCUAGGCAGGACUCCGCUCCACUGGCUUGCCGAGAACGGGAAAUCGGAUGCUAUUCGCCUCAUUACCCAGGACCCAUGGAGCGCCGAUGUCCAAAUCAGAGACCUGUGUGGAUUCACGGCGCUGCACUGCGCAUGCUGGGCGGACGAUUUUGAUAGCAUCAUGGCACUGGUCGACGCAGGCAUCGACGUUAACGCCCUUGAUAAGCAUUUGCGAACACCCAUGAUGCACAUGAGUAGUCCAGAGAUACUGGAAUAUUUGUUGCGCAAGGGAGCUGAUGUGCAGAUUAGCGAUGAUGAAGCGGCGAAUAUCAUGCAUCAUGCUUGCGUGUCCGAUCAGGAAGACCUCGUGGAGAUUCUGCUGAGGGAAUACGGCCACUUCUUGCUUACCAGAAAUCAUACAGGUGACACGCCGCUCGGGCAAGCCAUCGCAAACAACAGUCUUGAGGUCUUGAAGAUCAUUGCUCCUUACCUUCAAGGCUUCCCGCCCGAGAAACUGAGCCUCUUGAACAACAAUAAGAGGAGCCUGCUCCACCUGACAGCUUUACAUGGGAGCACACAGGCAAUGGACAUCCUAGCGUCGGCAGAUCUCGGUGGCGUUGACACCGCGAUCAAAGACAAAGAUGGGCAUACUCCCAACGAGUGCUUCAUCAGAUGUCGUAACGACCACUGCGCUAUUGCCCGCAAGCCCUUUGAAUCAGAGAAACUUGCAUGGGUCUCGUUAAUGAACUCUGCACGUGGACGGAAUUUUCCACCCCAAGAUUUGACGGCACAACAAGCCGACGAUGAAUCGACGGUAAUUGCAUCUGAAGACGAGUGGAUCUAUGGGAAGAGAUCUACAACGAGUCCUGUAUUUGUUGAUCCGAGUGAUGGUGAGGCAUCAUCCGACGAUGAGUUUGUAGAUGCGGAGGAUAAGGUCCGAGAGUAA
Messenger RNA from Colletotrichum fioriniae, 1152 nucleotides. RefSeq lists its product as uncharacterized. Gene Ontology annotation, cellular component: nucleus. The record is from RefSeq and is a predicted model, not a curated record. NCBI's taxonomy places the organism in Eukaryota, Fungi, Ascomycota, Sordariomycetes, Glomerellales, Glomerellaceae. Gene Ontology annotation, biological process: regulation of gene expression. Gene Ontology annotation, molecular function: protein binding.